Molecule: messenger RNA, 377 nt
Organism: Drosophila elegans
Lineage: Eukaryota; Metazoa; Arthropoda; Insecta; Diptera; Drosophilidae
Exons: 2
Coding region: 50-307 (85 amino acids)
Source: RefSeq, a predicted model, not a curated record
AACUUGUUUGCUUUUAAUCAGUUCAGUCCGUGCGGCAAAGUGAAACGAAAUGGGUCACAUGGAGUUGAAUUUUCACGAUAUUCCCAAGCUACAUGGCCGUGAGAACUAUUGGCAGUGGCGCAUCCUUCUGAAGAACUAUCUGGAGUCCAACGAUCUGUGGAGGCACAACGAACCCAAAGAGAGCCCCCAAACCAAAUUCCUGAUUUUGGCCAGCAUUACGGCCGAUAAGGUUGAGCCAGCCUAUGAUGACCAAAGCUGUUCGUACAUAUUCCAGAACAUGGAGAGUCGAUUCGGGCCCUAUAGUUAGAAUUUGAGUAUUAUAUUUUAGGUGUCAAAUAGAACCUUUCAAAUAAAUGAUUACUCUUGUGCCCUUUCUA